This is a messenger RNA of Gallus gallus (chicken), 5503 nucleotides long. RefSeq names its product peripherin 2 like (gene PRPH2L). Gene Ontology annotation, biological process: visual perception. The transcript is spliced from 8 exons. Gene Ontology annotation, cellular component: membrane. The record is from RefSeq and is a predicted model, not a curated record. NCBI's taxonomy places the organism in Eukaryota, Metazoa, Chordata, Aves, Galliformes, Phasianidae. The coding region runs from base 1031 to 2125 and encodes 364 amino acids.
GCAGUCCCCGGGCGGGGUCGCCGCCGCUGCCGUUACUUACCGGCGUUCUGAGAGAGAGGCGGGCAGCGGCUCGACGGAGACCCGGGCGGCUCCCCGCCGCAGCGUGCGGGAGCCGCAUUCCCCCGCUGCAGUACCGAACUCCGCCUCACAGCAGCGCGGGGCCGGCCGGACCCGGGUGUUGCCGGGGGUGCCCGAGACUGAGGCGGGAGCUGCCCGCCUCGAGCAGCGGCGCUGGCACCCCGGGCUACGCGCUGAGGCAGCGGGAAGGCACUGGUGCAGCUCGGCCGCCGGCCGGCACGCUCGAAGAAGGGUUCGGCACCAGAGUGCGAUUGUUUUUUAAGAGGCAAGAAGCUCCGGCCCUCUGAACGCUGUCGGUACGUGUGUGCCCCCACGUAAAGGCUGGCAGGAUGUGUCCGUAGGCCGCGGUGUCAGCCCAGCACCCGGAGACCCGUCCUGUGGGAAGGACAGACGUGGCCUGCUCCAAGCAGCCUGCGUGAAGUGGUCUAUAGCCAAGUGCUGCAGACCAGAACUCUGAAGCUAGAAGAAAGCUUCCUGAGGGCUGGCUUGCUACAGUGCCUAGGGAAUGAAGGAUUGAACCCAUUGGCAUAAGAGCCUUGAAAUACGAUUAGAGAUGCAAGGGAGAUUAGCACGGGCAAGAGAGUUGAAGUCUCUCACCAUCUCCAUUGGUGUGUCAGCAUAAAGACAGAACUACACAGACAUCAGGAAAUCAGUACUUCACCCUUUCUCAGGAUGCCACAUCCAGAUAUUUUCUCCCCUGAACUCAGCAAGUUGCCAGUUUUGUGACCUCACUCACUCCUCUGAAGCAGCAGGUGCAACAAAAAUGAGUUGAUAAACUCCCUUUGGCAUCCCUGGACUCUGGAGUCUUUAGACAAGAGAAUGGAAAUUGUUCCAGUGGACUGUGAAGAAGUCAAGGCUGCUGCAAUUUCUUCCACAUGCCUUGGAUACAUGCUUCUAAGCAGCUUAUGGGCUUUCCUUGACCUACGCUUCUUUUCCUAAUGCUCAUCUGACUAUGGCUGUCCUCAAAGUAAAAUUCACCAAAACUAAGAGGGACAAACUGGCUCAGAUCCUAUGGAUUCUCAACUGGGUUUCUGUAGUGAGUGGGAUCAUUCUCUUCAGUCUUGGCCUAUUCCUAAAAAUAGAGAUCAAGAAGCGCAAUGAAGUGAUGGCAAAAGGGGACAUUAACUCUGUUCCCAACAUGCUGAUCUCUGUAGGAGUCAUAGCAUGUGUUGUCAACUUUCUGGGGGGAAAAAUCUGCUACGACUGCUCAGAUGCCAACAAGUUCUCCCGAUGGAAGCUAAUUAUGCUCCCAUACAUCAUAUGCACCUUCUGCUUUACCUUCUGCAUCCUGUUGGGUGCUCUCAUGUGCUAUACCAUGAGGAAUGAGCUGGAAGAAUCUCUCUAUCUGGGACUGAGGGAUGCUAUUAAGUUCUAUAAGGACACAGACAUACCUGGAAGAUGUUUCUUAAAAAAAACAGUGGACAUGUUACAAAUUGGAUUCCAAUGCUGUGGAAACAAUGGCUUUAGAGACUGGUUUGAAGUUCAGUGGGUAUCUGCUCGUUACCUGAACAUGGCUUCUAAGGAAGUAAUGGACCGUUUCAAGAGUAAUGUUGAUGGGAAGUUCUUAGUGGAUGGAGUACCCUUCAGCUGUUGCAAUCCGAGUUCCCCACGGCCCUGUAUCCAGUACCACCUGACCAACAACAGUGCCCACUACAAUUAUGAUUUCCUGACAGAGGAACUCAAUAUCUGGGUGAAGGGGUGCAGAGAAGCGUUGCUGGAGUACUACACAGCUAUAAUGAGAUCCAUUGGUAUUGCAGCAUUGCUUAUCUGGUUGUUUGAGCUCUCUGUACUUAUUGGUGUUCGGUACCUACAAACAGCAAUGAAGAACGUUCUGCUGCAAGGAGAUCUGCAGGGUGAAUCAGAUGGUUGGUUACUAGAGAACAGUUUUGUGGAAACUGCCAAAUACAACAUCAAUAUUAUCAAGAACCUUGGCAAAGCCAACCAGAUUUCCACUGUCUCAGGCAUGAAUGACCCCAACAUUAAUGUUCAAAACACGAACUGUGGCAAAAGCAACGUGACAGCAAAGUCUAUCCCUGCAGCUAGCUAGGCAAGUCUUCGGCAAAAUGAUGGCUCAAGUGCAGUUUUGACAUACUACAAUGUUAGAGACUGGAUUUUCACUAAUGGGAAAAAAAUAAUACGAUAACUGAACAAAAAGUAGACUGUUUACAGCAACAGGAUAUCGAUGCUUCUUUGGCAGGAUACAUUUUCUUUACCCGUUCUAAUGAAGUCCUUUAUUUUUGUAUGUGUACAAAACAGUCUAUUGAAUUUUUCCCACUUUGUCUCCCCUGCUUACGCAUUCCUGUCCUGGUCUGAAUAGAUCAGAAUAAUGACUAUACAUAACAGGGCUAUCAGCUUGGAUAUCAGUAUGUUCUAGAUAGGAUUGGUCUAGUUUGUGACUACUGUCACAUCUUCAGAAAUCCCAACUGCAGAGAAAUUUCAACAGAAAUAACUGCUCUGGAUAAAAAGGUUAUCAAAAGGAGAACAAUCACAAAAACAGAAAUGAAAAUGGUGUUAAAGUCUAAGUCAGGACAGGAUAAAUUUUAAGCCAAAUUAAAGCAUGUUAUCACUCCUCUAAAAUAACUUAUUAACUAAGUGAAAUUGAAAAACAGUUGAAGGCAACAAAAGUUGGCUUGUACAGUGUGUUUGACUUGUGUUUGUGGGUUUUUUUAAACAAUCUGAAGGCUUGCUUAGAGAAAGCCAGCUGCCCUGAAAGUUAAUGAGUGCUAUUAAAAGGAGUUCUCUGCUCAAGAACACUAAUUGAUGGCUCAUGCAGGAUAUUAAAACUUAAAAUAGCAUGUGGUAGCCCAAGAGUAAAAAUAAGCAAACACUUCCAGUAAAACAAAUAUUUGGUCUGAUUAUAUAUGAAACAAUGUGUUUUAAUAACUCUCCAUGGACUUUUUUUUUUUAACCCACCUUUUUCACAUCCCAAAUGCAUCCAUUAAUGAGCUUCAAAGUUUAAUUUCUCACAAUUCAAUUCCGCAUUUCUUGAAAAAGUGCUUUGCUUUUUGACUCCCUGACCUCAGUGCGUAUCCCUUAAUCUUUGCUGUAAGAUGCAGCCGACAGUCAUUCCUUAUUCUCUUCAUGUUGUUCCAGAUUUUACUGUCCUCUGUUAAAAUCUCUGUCCCAUCUUCCCAAGUUGAAGAAGCUGCUAUUUAAUUUUUUGCCUAUGAAAAUUGCUCAUCUUUGACAGUUUUUGUAACUCUUCUCUAUUCGUGAUUUUUAAAUGAACACCUGAAGUGUAGCGCUGAGGAUGUUAUGGAUUCAACUGGCUUUCUCUCUUUUUCCUAAGAUCUCCUGAAAUUUCUUGCUUUUUUUUUUGACAAUUUGAGCAUUUGGGUAACAUUUUCACAAAGCCAUCCAUAAAAAUAUCAAGGCAUAAACCGGUGUGUCAUUCCUUCAAGCAUUUCUGAGAGCCAAAAAUAUCAUUGCUGUAUUACAGCUUGUUACGCAGUUUCAAAGUCUACCUAAUGCCCUUGGGCACAAUCCUGACUCCCUUUCUUUUUUAUCUUUCAGUGUGGUAUUGACAACAUUUCAAAGAGCUUUAUUAUUAGACUGAAAAAUGUCCAGCUUUUAUGUCUCACUGAACUACAAGAAAGUACACCCACUUUUUAGACUAUGAGACAAAACCAACUUCAGUGAACCCGGGAAAUACAAUCCCAAAGGAAGCUGCUCGUUGUUUGCAGAACACUCAGCACAACAGUUUCCUGAGCCUUACUGGAAACAUUAAGAUUAGAUGAUAUAAUACUGGAAAAGAAUGAACAUACAAAAUUUUGGUACUUUGUCAUAUUAAGGAGAAAGGCAGUCAUAUGCUACAAAUUAAACACUUUCCUACAGAAUACGAUAAAAAUGCCAUUUUUAUCUGUAUUAUUUUCAGACCAGCAUGCAGAGCAUCACAUGCUUCAGUAUAUAAGCAGUCAUUUUUUCAGUAAAAUCUUAAUCCAUCUGUAUUUGGAAGGACAGUUCUAGGUUGCUUAAUAAUUAAAUGAUCACCAUUAGGGAAGAAAAACAGAGAGACAAACAGAACUUUUGUUUCAUUAGGAAAAAUGAAUCAAGAGGAAUUGAUAGAAACAAUUUAAAAUAUAAAAUACUUGAAAAAUAAAGCAAGGAAUGCUUCAGCUUGAUAAAAAUGGUUCUAAGACAUGGAAUAAGAGCACAACCUCUUAUUUUUUAUUAUUUUUAAAGGGGAUUUUUUAUUCUGUAUUAUAGGAAAAAUUUCCUGAUGGCAAAACGUAUUUAACUUUAGCAGCAGAUGAAACCUGGCGUCACGUGCCACGUACAGUCUCUCUAGGCCAUUUACUUAGCUUACAGAAUUACAACAGCUUUGUCCAGUUCUCUAGCAGAGGUCCCUGUCUGUCAUGAACUUGGCUCUGAAAAAUAGGUUCAGCAGAAGACUGAACUAAAACGAUCACCCAGACCAAGCAUCUCUGUAAAGUGCCACAUAUUCAAAGCAGUAAGUAAUGCUAUACCACAUCAGCAUGAAGAGCAGUGGUAUAAAUAAGCUAACACUUUUCCCAUAGUUCACACGGAUCAUUUUGAUAUGAAGAGGACACAUCUUACCAUAAAAACCUAAGUAAUAUUUGGUUUGUCAAUCUCUCUCUCAGACAACUGCUGAAAAGAUGCAGAAACAGCUGUCUGUGAAAACUUGUGAAAUUAACUGAGUAUCAGCAUACACAGGGAACAGCUGCUGUCUUGACUACUACCAGUAACUAUUUGGAUGACUCGAUUGCUCAUUUUCAUCCUGCAUAGGCAUCUAGUCUCCACCAAUACAGAUAUAUUGUGAAAGGACAACAGAUUUCACAGUACCGAGGACACUGUACUACUUAUCAGUUUGAAAACCUUUCUUAAACUUUGAAAUUAAGUGUUCACUUCUUUGCUUUGCAUUUAUUAGUUUGCUCAGACACUGAAAGCACACUUUAAAUACUGAACCUGCUUUACAGCACCUGUCACAAUCAUUUGGGUCUCCUGGAGUAUUUAAUGUUACCACCGCUGUAUCAAGAAAACAAACUCAGGUAGCAGCACAGACUGUCUUUAAUUCUCUGUAACUUAUAAAGACAAAGAUGGCAUUAGCAAGCCAAGCCUAUAAUCCGUAGCAUCUGCUCAGAUACAGAAAUAAAUACGAUUUGUGGGACACUUCUUAUCCUAUUUGUUAUUAAUGCUUAAUCCAGUCAGAAUUAAUAACACAUUUGUGUAACAAACUCCAGCAACUUCCAGAGCAAGGAAUUCACCUCUAUAUGAAUCUUUUUAUGGAGCUCUUCAUAAAAUAAGUGAAACAUUUUAAUGUUCGGUUCCUGCUGAAGGCACUGCAAUGGCUCCUGCAGAAACUGCAGUUAUGAUGUUCUUCCUUUAAAGCACCCUGACUACCACAGAAGACACCUGCUUUACUUUGAUCAUAAAGAAAAAUAUAAGGAAUCAUAUGAAUACUACA